GAUCGGAUUCCGCACAGAAUAAUUUCUCGUUGAUUCGCAGGAGGUUUACAGAUUGCGCUUCGCGACUUCGGUUCCUUCGUGGCUGUUCGACUUCGCUCCUUCGGCUUCGUUGAUUCGCAGGAGGUGUACAGAUUGCGCGCGUCGCUACUUCGGUUCCUUCGUGCCUGUUCGACUUAGCUCCUUCGGCUUGGUUGAUUCGCCGGAGGUGUACAGAUUGCGCGCGUCGCUACUUCGGUUCCUUCGUGGCUGUUCGACUUCGCUCCUUCGAAGACUUUCCCUUCUUGUCGGAUUGGAAGUUAGGGCAUUUUGAUCGGAAGCAAGAACAGGAGCUCGCUGGCUGUGAAGUUAACUUUCUCGCUUUCGCGGGCUUCUAAUGUUAAAUCCCGUUAAAUCCACCGAACCGAGGGAUUUAGCUUAAAUCCUGCUGUCAAACAGUCCCUACCCCCUUCUCUCUCUCUCUCUCUCUCUCUCUCUCUCUCUCUCUCUCUCUCUCUCUCUCAAUACGCCCCACCCCACGCUCGAAUCAAAUCACCGAAGAGAUGAUAAAGAGGCGAUUUUACAAGAUAGAACACGGAGACAAUAGCGGUUCUUCUGAAUCCUCGUCUUCCGAUGACUCUGACUCUUUUACAGAAGUAGAAGCAGAGGAAGAUCACGAAGUAGAAGAGGAAGAGCAAGAAGAAAAUGAGCGAGGAAGGGGAAAUGAUAACAAUACUCUGCGCUGCCCUUCUCCUGGGUCAGGUUAUGAGAGCGAGGAUAGUUCAAAUAACGAGGGUGAUGACGAUACUUCAGAUUUACUUUCUAACGAGGAAAAUGCGAGUGGUGGAAACAUCAAAGUUAGCAUGAUAGUUGGCAAGGUACCUGAUAAUGAAGUUGAGAUUGCUCCCGAAAUGACAGGGAUGACGAUAGAUCCAAAUUACCCUGUUCAGACUGAUAUUUCCAACUUUAUUCUAAAAUUUAAGUCAGUGUUCAAGUGUAGACUUUGCCCAAGAGUUCUCUGCUUAAAUGAAGACACUGUCAGGACACACCUUUCUUCAAAAAGGCAUUCUCGGUCCAAAAAGCUGCAUGAUGAGGGUAGGCUGAAAUUAAUGUUAAACAGCGAUGGGGAACUUGAGGAGGAGCAAGAGACCCAUGCUGAAAGGCAUGCUCGAAUUCUAGCUGUGUCUCAGAAACCGAAUCCUCCAAAAAAUAAGGAUAAUGGGCGUCAGAGGCAAAAUAAACGGAGAAAGAAGAGGAUGCGCACUGUUUCAAACAAGGGAAAAUCAGAACCAUCCAUUAAAAAUUGUUCAAAGAAGAGGCGUACAGUGGAUAACUGAAGAGCUCUCAGGUUUUCUCUUUUGGCUUCCCAUAUGCACCCCUACCAUUUUGAUGGCAACAAAUGUUCGGUAGAUGAAAUUAUUGUCUUCUUUGAUUAGCUUUUCUUCUUCUUCUUUUCUACUUUUAAGCAGAGUAAAUGCCUGCUGUUUGGGCAAGAAGGCUAGACAGUUUUUUCACAGAAAAAUUGUUUAUUCAGCACCAGGAGAAAGAUUAUAGCUAUAUAUAUAUAUAUAUAUAUAUAUUGAAUUUGUUGCUGACUAUCAGCAAUCAAAUGAAGCUUGUAAGACUACAAUAUUAUUUAUGUUGGUUUCAAAUUUUGUUUACUUGAGAGCA
This is a messenger RNA of Dendrobium catenatum, 1647 nucleotides long. RefSeq lists its product as uncharacterized. The transcript is spliced from 6 exons. Lineage: Eukaryota; Viridiplantae; Streptophyta; Magnoliopsida; Asparagales; Orchidaceae. The record is from RefSeq and is a predicted model, not a curated record. Bases 540 to 1313 code for a protein of 257 amino acids.